Molecule: messenger RNA, 958 nt
Organism: Diorhabda carinulata
Lineage: Eukaryota; Metazoa; Arthropoda; Insecta; Coleoptera; Chrysomelidae
Exons: 2
Coding region: 12-533 (173 amino acids)
Source: RefSeq, a predicted model, not a curated record
UAGGAGAUUCUAUGCCUUUUUCUGAAAGUACAUUAGUGGGUUUUAAAGUAACACUAGCUUCAACACUUGAAAUAACUGAUAUGAUGCAUAAUGAAUGUGGCUUUGAGUACUUUAUGACAUCUCGUCUAUCACAGGAUUAUCUAGAGCAACUUUUUUCAAUAAUGAGGUACAGCUGUGGAUCUAACGAGCACCCAGACGCGAAAUUGUUUUUGCAAGUUUUCAGAUUAUUCUGUCUGUUUUCUCAUGAAGAGUGGAUUCUUAAACUCUAUGAAGCUUUGGAAAAUUGUGCUUUGCCAGGUGACCAGGUUCUUAUGUAUGGAAAUGAACAGGGUCAAAAAGAAGCAAGUGAUAAUGAUAACUCCAAAGAUUUGAACCAAAUUAAUUUACCUAAGACUGUUCGAGAGAAUGAAGACAAGCUCAUAGAUCAUGACUAUAAUGUAACUUAUACUAGUGAACAAGUAUUAGCAUAUUUGGCUGGCUAUGUGUCCCGUAAAAUGAAAAAAAAAAUACGAAUUCUGCAAAAAUUGUUUUGAUUCUUUAUCUUCGGCUGGAUCGGUAGAAGAGAAUCAACAAAAUGAAUUAAUCAACGAACUGUCCUUGUAUGACGGCCUAGCAUAUCCCAGUCAGGGAUUGUUUGAAUUAACUCGCCGGUUAGAAAAUACAGUUUUGGAUGUUGUUGGGAAAAAGGGAAUUGAAGGGAAUACUAUACAAAUGAUUUUUGAUCGAAUUACUCAAAUUCAAUUGCCCAAAAUUGGUUGCCACGAACAUUCUCUAUUGUUAACAAGAGAGAUUAUUAUUUAUUAUUUAACCAUGAGAGGACAUUUCUUGGCCAAAACAUUGAACAAGGAGUAUAUAGGGAAAAAAAAUAAAAAAGAUUUUUAUUUUUUAUUAAGAACUUGAUAUAUUUCUGUACCUGCUUGCAUAAGCUAAUUACCAAUGAUAUUUUAACAAAACUAUA